CAAGGACACAGACUUUCUCUGAAUAAGUGAGUGUCUGCUGCUGCAUCAUUUGGAACUGUCCCUUGGUCUCAGAAGAAAACGUGCAAAAGACGAAUCGGCAGCAUGUCAGAUUUAAAGGAGAUUUGCAGCGGGUUACCCCUGAAUCCUUUACCCCCAAACCGGGGGAGAGAUCCAAAUGUGCCCCAUGCUCCUGUCCGGACCCCCAACCUCACAGCUGAGGAGGAACGACUGGCGCUGAGAAAUGCUCUGCGCUACUUCCCACCAUCCCACCAUGCUAUACUCGCAUCUGAAUUUGCUCAAGAGCUGCGGCAGUACGGCCACAUAUACAUGUACCGCUUCUGCCCUGCAAUCCGGAUGAGAGCUUAUCCUAUAGAUCAGUAUCCCUGCCGCACAAGACAAGCAGCAGCUAUGAUGCUAAUGAUCAUGAACAACCUGGACCCAGCUGUGGCUCAGUUUCCCCAGGAGCUUGUCACCUAUGGAGGAAACGGACAGGUGUUUAGUAACUGGGCCCAGUUUCGCCUUGUGAUGCACUACCUGAGUGAGAUGACUGAGGAGCAAACUCUGGUCAUGUACAGCGGACACCCCAUGGGCUUGUUCCCCAGCCUGCCCUCCUCACCUCGCGCUAUCAUCACUAAUGGCAUGGUUAUUCCAAAUUAUUCCUCCAGAGAACAAUAUGAGAAGAUGUUUGCUCUUGGAGUCUCAAUGUACGGCCAAAUGACAGCAGGCAGCUACUGUUACAUUGGUCCACAAGGGAUUGUUCAUGGAACUAUGCUGACUGUACUGAAUGCUGGGCGGAGGUAUCUGGGCAGCGAUGAUUUGAGGGGCCGCGUCUUUGUGACUUCAGGCCUUGGGGGAAUGAGCGGUGCCCAGGCAAAAGCUGCUGUCAUUGCCGGCUGUGUUGGUGUCAUUGCAGAGGUGGAUGAAGCUCCACUGAGGAAGAGACAUGAGCAGGGUUGGGUUAUGGAGGUGACCAGCAACUUGGAGCAAUGCAUCAAACGCAUCAGAGAAGCCAGGAGCUCCAAGACCCCCCUUAGUUUGGGAUACCACGGCAAUAUUGUAGACUUGUGGGAGAGGCUGUUGCUUGAGUUUGAAAGAACAGGAGAACUUCUGGUGGAUCUGGGUUCAGACCAGACUUCGCUGCACAAUCCCUACAACGGGGGUUACUACCCUGUCCCACUCAGCUUCCGCCAGGCAAACCAGCUCAUGUCCACAGAUCCUGGACGAUUCAGAAGCGCCGUCCAAGAGAGUCUCAGGAGACACAUAAAAGCCAUCAACAAGUUAUCAGAUGCAGGUAUGUUCUUCUGGGAUUAUGGCAAUGCAUUCCUCCUUGAGGCCCAAAGAGCAGGUGCGGACGUCGCCAAAGUUGGCGGAGGAGCAACGGAGUUCCGUUAUCCGUCUUAUGUCCAACAUAUAAUGGGGGACAUUUUUUCAUUGGGGUUUGGGCCUUUCCGCUGGGUUUGUACAUCGGGUGAUCCUCAAGACCUGGCCGCGACUGAUGACAUUGCUGCUAAGGUUCUAGAGGAAAUCUCUGGCAAUGUGUCAGAGCGUGUGCGGCAGCAGUACAGAGACAACAUCCACUGGAUCAGAAAAGCUGGAAAACACAAAAUGGUAGUUGGAUCUCAAGCUAGGAUCCUCUAUUCAGACCAGAAAGGAAGAGUGUGCAUUGCUUUAGCCAUAAACCAGGCCGUUGCGGAGGGAAGAGUCUCAGCACCAGUGGUGAUCAGCAGAGACCACCAUGAUGUGAGCGGCACAGACAGUCCCUUCAGAGAGACCUCUAAUGUGUAUGAUGGUUCUGCAUUCUGUGCAGAUAUGGCCGUGCAGAACUUUGUAGGUGAUGCCUUCAGGGGUGCCACAUGGGUGUCUCUGCAUAAUGGUGGUGGUGUUGGCUGGGGCGAGGUGAUAAAUGGAGGAUUUGGUUUGCUGCUGGACGGCUCAGACGAGGCAGCUAAGCGUGCAAGGCUGAUGCUCAACUGGGACGUCUCUAACGGGGUGGCCCGUCGCUGCUGGUCUGGAAACACAAAUGCCUAUGAGACAAUCCAAAGCACCAUGGAGGAGAACAGGCAGCUGCGCGUCACCAUGCCCUUUCAAGUUCAGGAUGAGCAUGUGCUGGAUCGAGCCUUACAGGGAUAACUAACACUUUGAUGGUUGGACUUAAUUACAUCCAAAGAGCAGAGGAAACAAGCAGCUGCCUUUAUUUCAGGGCAUUUAUCUAAAUAAGGCUUUAUUCACCCGAUGAAGAGAAAUUUCCCACAAAGUUAAAUUCAAACUCUGAAAGUGUUUUACAGAGUAACUCGCUUUAAACCUGCAAAAUCUUUCAUAAUCCAUCAGUGUUAAAGAUGAUGGUUGACUAACAUGGAUGUUGUAAAAUUCAACUCUAGAUGGUUGGGCCAUCCAGCCAGCUGUUAGGAAAAAGAAUAUUUUUGAAAAAGGUAUAAAUACUUAAUCGCAUUUGAUCACACACAUUAUCUGUGCUUAGAAUAAAUAUAA
Molecule: messenger RNA, 2487 nt
Organism: Cyprinodon variegatus (sheepshead minnow)
Lineage: Eukaryota; Metazoa; Chordata; Actinopteri; Cyprinodontiformes; Cyprinodontidae
Gene: uroc1
Product: urocanate hydratase 1
Exons: 19
Coding region: 103-2130 (675 amino acids)
Biological process (GO): L-histidine catabolic process
Molecular function (GO): urocanate hydratase activity
Source: RefSeq, a predicted model, not a curated record